GAAAUUUUGAGUUCUGGUUUAAGUAGAUAGCAAUGCACAUUUAGGCCUGGUAAGAGACAAGAGAUCUCUAAGUCGUGAUAGCCCUGGUCACCAUACUGUUAAACAUUAAUCUUUCAGAACAAGAUUGACUUCGCCAACAAUACCGGCGUCAUCCAGGCAACCGUUAUUAGUUGAGCCUAGCCUGGAGGUUGUUUUCAGUGAAAGCUGCUCGGUGACUCCCCCGGGGGAAGAGACAUGUUGGCGGCGGUGUUUUCUGUGGUCCUGGCCGUGUCGUGCGUGUAUGCACAAGAUGAACGUUUGCCGAUUAUCUUUACCCCAACUUUCGGCACUCUCAUGGGAGGGGACGAGCUAGUAUUCACAGCGCCAAAUAUCACGUCUAGCGGAGGACAAGUGUAUUGCAGGUUCGGUGAUGUUGACCAGGUGACUGUGGCAGGUGUGGUCGCACCUGACGGACUCACCAGGUGUGUGACACCUGUCCUGUAUGAGAUCGGCCGGGUGCCCCUCCAGGUGUCUGUUGACGGCGGUUCCACCUACGGUUAUGGCGCCAACUUCACCGCAGUGCUUGGUUUGUCAGGUGUCAAUCUAGUGAAUAUCAACUCCAACUGGCAGCGGCCCAUCAAGUCGGCCACCUCCCCGCUGGACCUGCCGGCUUGGCGGGAACUCAUCCGGGAACCGCUGACUAUGACGUGGGACCGGGACAGUCUGGACUCGGCAUCGGUCGAUGUAGAGCUGUGGGGGUACAAGGAGGAAGGGAACAUGGCGUCGUGGGACUUUAUGUACACCGUCGCCAGCCAGGUCCGGAACACCGGCAGCUACACGUUCACUCCGGAGUCCAGACCGGACAGCGAGUACCAUAUAGGCUCCAUAAGGGUCUCUGCGUACACCGGACAGGAGGGACAGGCGAACGUUCGUGCUCUAUGGAGCAGUGUCCACGCCUUGGCCUGGCAGUUGGAAGAGCUGUUCUACCGGGACCCUGUCUCCUGGUCCGCCCAGCGCUGCCAGGCCUGGCGGGAGGCGGAAAAGGAGCUGCCGAACUUCGUUCCCGACAUGCCCCCCUGUCCAUGUACCUUAAAACAGGCACUAGUGGACACCGGACGUUUUCAGGCGGAUCCUGGCUGUUCGUUGAUGGCUGGUAGCACUUGUACUUACCACCCUGGCGCUGUGCACUGUGUACGGUCCGUUGCUGCAAGCCCUGACGGUGCGGGACAGCAGUGCUGUUACGCCGCGGACGGGAGGGAGUUGUUCACCGGUGACACGGCCGGCGGUAGCACCCCAGACAGAGGACACGUGUUCGGAGCACCACCUUACAGGGUUCCGCCUAGAGUACCGUCCUUCUCUCAUUGGCUACACGAUGUGGUGACGUUUUACUACUGCUGCCUGUGGUCCGAUAACUGUGACGUGUACUUCGAGCUGCGCCCAACUGACGACUGCAGCAGAUACGUCCCGCCUAAGGCUGGCGCCAUGUUUGGAGAUCCUCACGUCAUCACGCUGGACGGGAAGAGCUACACGUUCAACGGUAAGGGCGAGUACACACUACUGCAGGCUGAUGACGUCAGGCUACGGAUCCAGGCCAGGACGGCACAAGUGUCGAACGCGCAAGGCAACCCUGUACAGGCCACUGCCUGCACUUCUCUCGUAAUGCGCGAGGGGGAGUCCGACACAGUAGAGGUCCGGCUGCCGAGUGCCCGAGAUGUGGAUGCUCCUCAGGUCCUGGUGAACGGCGAAGUGGUGAGCGGGACUCUAGUGUUGUCAGGUGUCUUUGUUAUAUCUAAUUCUCCGUCCAACGUGACCGUGCACUUCCAGUCCGGUGUCGGGGUGGAGGCCCGGAGUGAGGGCGGCUUCCUGACCGCACUAGUGCUCGUCCCACCGAACCUCAAGGACAAGACGCAAGGCCUUUUGGGAACGUGGAACGACAAUCCUGACGACGACUUCACAACGCCCUCUGGCGACACAGUUUCGAGUACUGCAGACCCGAUGACUGUUUAUAACGACUUUGGAGCAUCGUGGGCGAUCACAAGCGAGACGUCUCUCUUCGUCUACACCAUCCAGGAAGAAGUCAUGUACGCCGAAAAACAUGACCCCAGCUUCACACCAAUAGUGAACCCACCACCCUUGCCUGCAGAGUCCGCCGAGGGGCGCAAGAUGGCGCAAAUAUGCGGAGAUAACGACCAGUGCGUGUUUGAUUUUACCGUCACAAGGAGCGAAGCCCUGGCAGCUAGCACUCGCUGGGCGUAUGACUGGUAUCAGGCCGUCAGUAAAGAUACAAGGAAAGUGGCGAGUUGCCCGUACGUCCCUACACCCGAGCAUGGCUCCAAAGUUGGGGGCCCGAGCUAUGUGGAGAACGGCACGGUAACCACCGCGUGUAACCAGGGUUACGUGUCUCACCCCACACGCACCGUCACGUGCAAGGCGGACGGAACCUGGGACGGUGUACCUGGCACUUGUGUCGCUUCCAGCGCUAGCACGGCUGCAGUUGCGGGAGGUGUGAUAGGCGGCGUUGCUGUGCUGUGUGUUGUGAUAGGACUGCUUGUUUGGAGGAUGCGGGACGACAAAGAGUCAAAACGAUCAAAAGACUACAAAACCGAUGACAAGAAGGAAUCUACCCCGGAAACAUAGCAGGCAGCUGAAGGGUGUGCAGCCGGAGUCUACAUCUGAUCGGGCAGAAAUUCGUUUGCAUAAAAGUCUUCAUGUGACUGUUAGGGGAUCAGUAUGAACGCUGUUAACCUUUAGCACACAGAAGAAGCCGUCUGCCUACAAAUUAACAUUAAUUUCAGGGUUUGUAUUUUAUCUUUUGUAUCACUGCCGUACUUUUUGUAUGUGCGUCUGCCGUCACCAGGUAGCUGAGUCGGCCUGCGCUGACCCGAGUAAUGACAUGUUUUAUUGCCAACUAAUCCAAAUGCCAGGGGUAGGCAAUACGGAGCAAUGUCGAGGCAACGCUCGUGAUUGUAUGUAUGAAAUAGGGGAUUUAUUUCCAAUUCUUUUGUAGUGUGGUAGUAGAGAACGCGUUGUUAGUCAUGGGAAAAUUCAUGUUGUGUUUCUGAUUACAGUGUAAAAUUGACUCCAGGGACAGGCUAAUAUUCAUUACCCUGACCACGCUGAGAGCGUUGACUGCAAAGUGAAAAGUAGAAAAAUUGCGCUAUGCAC
Molecule: messenger RNA, 3144 nt
Organism: Branchiostoma belcheri (Belcher's lancelet)
Lineage: Eukaryota; Metazoa; Chordata; Leptocardii; Amphioxiformes; Branchiostomatidae
Product: sushi domain-containing protein 2-like
Exons: 17
Coding region: 235-2616 (793 amino acids)
Source: RefSeq, a predicted model, not a curated record